Molecule: messenger RNA, 3829 nt
Organism: Pangasianodon hypophthalmus (striped catfish)
Lineage: Eukaryota; Metazoa; Chordata; Actinopteri; Siluriformes; Pangasiidae
Product: NACHT, LRR and PYD domains-containing protein 3-like
Exons: 6
Coding region: 971-3670 (899 amino acids)
Molecular function (GO): protein binding
Source: RefSeq, a predicted model, not a curated record
UAUGAUAGAGAAACUUGAACAGAGAAGCAAAAUUAGCCAGGGAUUUAGAUAAAUACUGUGGAUAUUUUAAUCCAGUCACUUCUUUACCUUUGUUCAUUUGAGUUCAUUUCAUAGUGCAAAAAACACACAUGGCAUUAUGAUUGUUGUUAAUAUGAGUGUAACCCAAUGCCUGUUUCUGUAUUUCUUUACAGUUCAGUUUUUACUGUAUCUGUUUUCAUAAUUGGAUUUAAGCCGGAAUUGAGCGUUUAUUUGUUUGGGGAUUUUUGCUUGGUUUUUUUUCACUACGCCCUGGACAAUUUCUGAAUUUUACCUCGGCUCUAACGUGCCAGAAUAAGUGGCUGUGGGGAUUUGUGUUCAUUCAGCUACAAGAGCAUUAGUGAGGUCAGGCGCUGAUGUUGGGAUGUCGAGGAGGUCUGGGGUUCAGUCGGUGUUCCAGUUCAUCCCAAAGGUGUUCAGUGGGGUUGAGGUCAGGGCUCUGUGCAGGACACUCGAGUUCUUCCGCUCCAACCUUCACACACCAUGUCUUCAUGGAGCUCGCUUUGUGCACAGGGGCAUUGUCAUGCUGGAACAGGUUUGAGUCUCUUAGUUCCAGUGAAGGGAAACUGUAAAGCUACAGCACACAGAGACGUUCUGUACAAUUUGUGUGCUUCAGACUUUGUGGUAAGAACCACAUGUGGGUGUGAUGGUCAGGGGUGCACAUACUUUUGGCCACAUAGUUGUUGUUUUUUUUAAUUAGCAAUUUGUACAUAUUUAAGUUUGAGUAAACACACCUUUCUCUGCUUUUAUCUCUUUCAUCCUCUGAUUUUUUAUUCUUAUUUUAUUUCUAUUUUUCAGUCUCGUUUUUGUGUUAUUAGUAAAUUUUCCUUUCUCUCUUUCAUCCAUUUUUCUUUCUUUCCUGUCUUCCAUUCUGUCUUUUGUCCUCCCAACCUUUCACUCUUUUUUUUUUCUCUUUUAACUUUUCUCACAUUCUAUGUCCAUGCCUUUCUACCUUCUCUUCUUCCUGUUUUCAUUCUUCUUUAUCUCCCUCCUAUUCUUAUUUCAUUACUUCCUCCAUCACUUUCAGCUCCUUACAGGCAGUGUGAGUUACAAAUUUAGUUGGUGCAAGUGGCACAAUUAUAAAUAUUUAAGUGUUUUAAAUUACACUUGGUGUUUUGAUUGUUUUCACAGGCCAAAAAAGAGAUCCAACAAAAAUAAGCUAGAACGCAUAUUCAAGGAGGUGGAACACAAAGUGAUUACUUUGGUAAAGAAUGAGCUAAAGAGGCAGAGGAACCUAUGGAGUUCAGAUUACCCAGCAUGCUCUGAGACGGAAUUGGAGGAUGAUCCCAUUGUCAGAGAGGCGUUACUGAAGAUCACAACACGUGUCCUCAAGAAGAUGAACCAGACAGAUCUUGCUAAAACACUGCAGAAGGAACUGGUCUCUAUAUAUCAAGAAAAGCAUAAAUUCAAAAUGAGAGAAGAGUUUAAAAGAAUUUGUGAAACCUGCCUGGAACCACAGCCUGGAGCCCCGGCACCUCUGAAUGAGAUCUACACAGAGCUCUACAUCACAGAGGGUUGGAGUGGAGACGUCAAUAAAGAACAUGAGGUGAGACAGAUUGAGACAGCGUCCAGGAGACCAGCAACACAGGAGACACCCAUCAAAUGUAAUGACCUCUUUAAAGACAAGUCCAUCAGACGUGUGCUGACUAAAGGAGUAGCUGGAAUUGGAAAAACAGUCUCUGUGCAGAAGUUCAUUCUGGACUGGGCUGAAGGAAAAGCAAAUCAGGACGUCACCUUCAUGUUUCCACUUCCAUUGAGGGAGCUGAAUCUGAUGAAGCUGAAGACUCUCAGUUUGAUGAAUCUUCUCCAUCACUUUUUCCCAGAAACAAAUGAACUACAGUUAAUAAACUGUGAGGCCUAUAAAGUUCUGUUCAUCUUUGAUGGUCUGGAUGAGUGUCGACUUCCUCUAAAUUUCCAGAACAAUGAGAGUUUGUGUGAUGUGACAGAGUCAGCUUCAGUGGAUGUUCUGCUGACAAACCUCUUUGACGGCAAUCUGCUUCCCUCUGCUCUCCUCUGGAUAACCUCUCGACCUGGAGCAGCCGAUCAGAUCCCUCCUGAGUAUGUAGACCAGGUAACAGAGAUACGGGGGUUCAAUGAUGCUCAGAAAGAGGAGUACUUCAGGAAGAGGAUCAGUGAUCAGAGUCUGGCCAAUAAAAUCAUCACACACAUGAAGUCUUCAAGAAGCCUCUACAUCAUGUGCCACAUCCCAGUCUUCUGCUGGAUCUCAGCCACUGUUCUAGAGAGAAUGUUGGGUGAAGCAGAGAGUGGAGAGAUCCCCAAGACUCUGACUCAAAUGUUCACACACUUCCUGAUCUUUCAGAUCAAACACAAGGACCAAAAGUACCAUCAGAAAUGUGACCGUGAUCCUCAGCAGACCAGAGAGAGUAUCCUGGCACUGGGAAAACUGGCUUUCCAACAGCUGGAGAAAGGAAACCUGAUCUUCUAUGAGGAAGACCUGAGUGAGUGUGGCAUUGAUGUCAGAGAAGCGUCGGUGUAUUCAGGAGUGUGUACCCAGAUCUUCAGAGAGGAGUUUGGGCUUCACCUGGGGAAGGUGUUCAGCUUUAUUCAUCUCAGUGUUCAGGAGUAUCUGGCUGCUUUAUAUGCAUUUCUCCACUUCAUCGACAAAAAUCUAACAGAACAACAAACCACUGGUCUGUCCGAUCUUUUCAACAAGUCCAACAUGUCUGAUUUUCUCAAGUUUGCAGUGGACAAGGCCUUAGAGAGUGAGAAUGGACACCUGGACCUUUUCCUCCGCUUUCUUCUGGGUCUCUCACUGGAGUCUAAUCAAACUCUCUUACGAAACCUACUGCCCCAGACAGGAAGCAGCUCUCACAGCAAAGAGGUAACAGUCAAGUACAUCAAGGAGAAGAUCCAGGAGAAUCCCUCUAUAGAAAAAUCCAUCAACCUGUUCCACUGUCUGAAUGAACUGAAUGAUCAGUUUAUAGUUCAGGAAGUCCAAACGUACCUGAAACCUGGAGGUUACAAUUGUCUCCGUAACACCAAUUUCUCUUCUAUUCAGUGGCAAGCAUUGGUGUUUGUGUUGCUGAAUUCAACACAGGAGCAUGAGGAGUUUGAUUUGAGGACUUAUGACCGAUCAGAGGAAUGUCUUGUAAGGCUUCUCCCAGUGGUCAAAGAAUCCAGAAAAGCUAUGCUGUGUGGUUGUAAUCUCACAGAGACAAGCUGCAGAGUUCUGUCCUCGGUUCUCCGCUCAAACUCCUCCAGGCUGACAGAACUGCACCUGAGUGAAAAUAACCUGCGUGAUGCAGGAGUGAAGCUGCUCUCAGAUGGACUGAAGAGGCCAGAAUGUAAACUGGAGAUACUGUGGCUGGUGCAUUGUGGCAUUUCAGAUGAUGGCUACGUCGCUCUGGCUUCAGCUCUGAGGUCAAACUCCAAGUCAAACCUGCGAGAAUUACAUCUGGACCGCAAUGAACCUGGAGACAGAGGAGUGAAGAUGCUGCUUGAUCUCCUGAAAGAUACAACUUGCAAAUUGCAGAAACUACUCAUUGAGACUGACCCCUACGAGCUGGAUAAGGAGUCCCACUCCUCAUAUCUUCGCAACAAGCCCUCAAACUCCGACACGGAUUUAGCUGAUUUUGUCAUAUCACAAAAACGCGAUGCAAAAAAACCAUUUUGACAGCCGACACUUUGUAUUAUAAGAUGUGUUGGGGACAUACCAAAUACUGAGAAAUUCUGAAAUUCAAGUAAAUAUUUCUACUUUUCACUGAAGUUAUUGCUGAUAAUAUCAUUUGUAAUGAAAAACUUUGUGUUAAAUAAAAAAGAAGGUCAAACAGAA